AUGGCUAGUCGGGCGGCGCAGAAGCGUUUGACACGCGAAUACAAAAGCAUCACCGAGAACCCACCGCCCUACAUCACCGCACACCCCUCAGAAACCAACAUUCUAGAAUGGCACUAUAUCAUUACAGGGCCCGAGAACACACCCUACCACGGCGGCCAGUACUGGGGCACACUAAUGUUCCCGCCCAACUACCCGUUUGCACCACCCGCGAUCCGAAUGCACACACCCUCCGGCCGGUUCCAACCAUCGAGCCGCCUCUGUCUUUCGAUAUCCGACUUCCACCCCCGAUCCUUCAACCCUGCCUGGGAGGUAUCCACCAUCCUGAUUGGCCUGCUCUCAUUCAUGACCUCAGAGGAGAUGACCACAGGCUCGGUAUCAGCUAGUGAGGCAGAGCGCAAGUUUCACGCAGCACGCUCGAAGUGGUGGAAUUCUACGGGUGGUGGAUCACACGUCAAGGCUGAGAGUGGUGCUGGGAAGGGAAACAUCAAGGCGGGCGAUGGCGGUGCCAAGUUCAAGGCGGAGUGGCCUGAGGUGGAUCAAGAAAACUGGAAGUGGAUGCAGGAGUCCAAGAUUGACACCGUCACGGGCAAUAAAAUUGUCGAAAACGGGGGGCAAUCGUGUGGGCCGCAACUUGGGAUUCCUGCCAAGAGCGGCCACCAAGCCCACGCCGUUGUCGAUGCCGUCAUCCAACAACGUGAUGCCGGGCAGGGCUGGCUCUUCCGGAAUAAGCUGUUGCUGAUCGGCGGUAUCAUCUUUCUUUACGUACUAAUCGCCCGAAUGCUUGGAGAAGGAAGCACGUGA
Messenger RNA from Dichotomopilus funicola, 801 nucleotides. RefSeq names its product ubiquitin-conjugating enzyme E2 6. The transcript is spliced from 3 exons. NCBI's taxonomy places the organism in Eukaryota, Fungi, Ascomycota, Sordariomycetes, Sordariales, Chaetomiaceae. Bases 1 to 801 code for a protein of 266 amino acids. The record is from RefSeq and is a predicted model, not a curated record.